Molecule: messenger RNA, 2060 nt
Organism: Hypanus sabinus (Atlantic stingray)
Lineage: Eukaryota; Metazoa; Chordata; Chondrichthyes; Myliobatiformes; Dasyatidae
Gene: trim55a
Product: tripartite motif containing 55a
Exons: 10
Coding region: 17-1618 (533 amino acids)
Molecular function (GO): zinc ion binding
Source: RefSeq, a predicted model, not a curated record
GCUAAAGUUUUCUGACAUGACAGCUUCCAUGGAUUAUAACCUUUUGUCCAAUGAUCGUCAAACCAUGGACAACCUGGAAAAGCAGCUGAUCUGCCCAAUCUGUUUAGAAUUAUUCUCCAAACCGGUUGUUAUUCUUCCAUGUCAGCAUAACCUGUGUCGGAAGUGUGCAAAUGAUAUGUUCCAGGCAUCCAAUCCAUACUGGUCAACCCGUGGCAGUUCCACGGUAGGAUCAGGGGGUCGAUUCCGUUGUCCUUCCUGUCGACAUGAAGUGGUUCUGGACAGACAUGGAGUUUAUGGUCUUCAAAGAAACCUACUUGUUGAAAACAUUAUUGACUUAUACAAGCAAGAGUCAAUCAGACCUGAGAAGAAGACUGAACAACCCAUGUGUGAAGAACACGAUGAUGAGCGAAUCAACAUUUAUUGCAUGACGUGUGAAGUACCAACAUGCUCUAUGUGUAAAGUAUUUGGUGCUCAUAAAGACUGCGAGGUGGCUCCACUCAGUAAUAUUUACAAAAGACAAAAGUCUGAACUCAGUGAUGGGAUUUCAAUGCUGGUAGCGAGCAACGACCGAAUUCAGUCUGUAGUUACUCAGAUGGAAGAGACAUGCAGAAAUAUUGAGAGUAACGGUUCUUGUCAAAAGGAACUGAUGUGUGAAAAAUUUGAUGGCCUGUAUGCCAUGCUCGAGGAAAGGAAAAAAGACAUGUUGCAAAUCAUUACUGUGGAACAGGAAGAAAAAACACAGCAUGUUCGCUCAUUGAUGAGAAAAUAUGGAGAACAUCUGGAGACAGUAUCCAAGGUUAUCGAGACUGGAUUACAGUGCAUGGAGGAGCCUGAAAUAGCGGUCUUUCUACAGAAUACAAAACCUCUCAUUAAAAAGAUUUCAGAAGCAUCAAAGAUAUCACACCUGGAAAAGAUAGAACGUGGCUUUGAGAACAUGGAUCAUUUUUCAGCUGUUUUUACAAAGGAAGAAAUGGUGCUCAAAGAGAUUAACUUCCAGAAAUCUGACGAGGAGACUGAGGAACUGGAAGGAGAGGGGGAAGAAGCAGCAGCAGAAGAAACCGGAGGGAUUCGCACUGAAGUGGAGCAGUCCCAACGACAGGAAGAACCUGCUGAAGCUAUGCCAUCGCCCUCGUCUCCAGCAGAGCCGGCACCCACAAGCACAGCUGCAUUGGCGGCAGAAGUGGAAAAUGAUUCAUUGCCAGCAGAUGCUGUUCAGCAGGCCGUCACAGAGAUGACUGCAUUGGAGUCUGGAACUCAGUUGCCAACAGCUUCAGCAGCAGCAGAACCUUUGUUUUACCCUGCUUGGCAUAAAGCUCAUUCUUUGGACAAGACCAGCCCUAACUUGAAUCCAGUGAACAAGAGUUCAGGGGAUAAUAACAUUCAAAUUGGGUCAAGAAUUCCAGUUGAGAAUGAUGUAAAGAAGCUGGAAGUAGAUAGCAGUUCAUCUGCACGGGAAGUGGAAACUAAUGAAGCUAGUUCAGCAGCUGCUCAAUCACAGACUGGUUCUGAAAAUUCGGCUCCAGUCCAAAGUGAAGAGCACGGCGGAGGCGAAGCAAAGGGCGACGAGACACCCCGCCACGUCUUCUCGUUCUCCUGGUUAAACUCACCAGCUAAAUAGAAAAAUCAAGCAUACGUGAUAAAAUCUAGUAGUCAUUAUAAAAAAAUAACCUAACGUUCACUCAGCAUUUGAGCCUGUUGAUUUCGAUUUAUGCUUGUGAAUUUGAGGAUGGGAUACUUUACCAAAUCCCCUGGGUUAAUUUCACUGUUGACCACUGAAUUAGGGGUGGCGGGGCCGCAAAGACACUAAACAGUUUGAUGGACUGAAAGGAUUCUCUGGUAACGUUGCCGAUCAUUUCACGGCAACAGCGGUGGGCGAAUCUGUAAACUGGUUUCAAUAGACAAUAGACAAUAGGUGCAGAAGUAGACCAUUCGGCCCCUCGAGUCUGCACCGCCUUAUUAACCCUUAUCUCGGAUCCGCUAAUGGCGAGGUGACGGGGAAAUGUAGGAGCGGGGGGAGGGGGCGAGGAGUUGGAGUUCUGUUCAGGCGUAAUGUACAAGUG